This is a messenger RNA of Trichoplusia ni (cabbage looper), 1598 nucleotides long. RefSeq lists its product as uncharacterized. NCBI's taxonomy places the organism in Eukaryota, Metazoa, Arthropoda, Insecta, Lepidoptera, Noctuidae. The transcript is spliced from 2 exons. The coding region runs from base 405 to 1400 and encodes 331 amino acids. The record is from RefSeq and is a predicted model, not a curated record.
UACUGUUGUUUAAGUUGCCAAUUAAUUCAGUACCUAGGAACUAAAGCCUAGAGCUGGAACUUUACAAGACGUAGAUGUACUUACUUUAUCACAAAUAAGUUGUACUGCCAAGUUAAAAAUGCAAAAAUAAUGAUGUAAGUACCUAGGCUUCAACAACUGUACCUAACAGUCUAAAACCAACCAAUAGGCGGGCUAAAAUCGCGGUCGUUUGAGAAAGUUAUGUUUUUUUUAACCGACGCGCGGCAGUCUCCGUUCCGCAGCUACGCAGCGCGCAUGCGCGUCGACUAUCAAACCACAAUACCGGUUCCGUAAUUAUUAACCUAGUACUAAAAUUCUUUUGAAGAAAGUCUGUGUUUAGUGAUUUAUGUUAAUGUAACACUGAGGGAUAUUGGAAAAAUAUAACAAUGAACAUCAUCUGGUGCUUCACAGUACUAGCGAUCACUUGGCGCACAGCGAGCGGUCACGGGAGACUCAUCGAGCCUCCAUCGCGCGCCUCCGCCUGGCGCUACGGCUUCGACACGCCCCACAACUACAACGACCAUGAGCUCUACUGCGGGGGCUUCUCCAGGCAGUGGAACAAGAAUGACGGCAAGUGCGGCGUCUGCGGCGACGCCUGGGACGCCCCCACCCCCAGGGCCCACGAGCUCGGAGGCCGCUUCGGCAAAGGCGUCAUCGUCCGGAAAUACGCGCCAAAGGACAGCAUCGUCAUCAAAGUAGAGCUCACCGCAAACCACAACGGAUUCUUCGAGUUCAGAGUCUGCGAGGAACCAAAAUCAACUACCCAAGACUGCUUAGAUAAAUACGUUCUGAAAUUAGAUGGAAGAGACGGAACCAAAUUCUAUCCGAAAGAUGGCAAUAAGAUCUACGAAAUGAAGUACAAGCUGCCCGAGGGCUUGGAAUGCUCCCAUUGUGUGAUGCAAUGGAGAUACAUCGCUGGAAACAACUGGGGUUCGUGUGGAAAUGGAACGGAGGCCGUGGGCUGUGGGCCGCAGGAGGAAUUCAGAGCAUGCGCAGACAUAGCCAUAGGAGAGCGCUUCGCCACCACCACCAGGCGCCCCAGACCGCCAUACGUGCCGCCCAGCAGGAGGCCCACUGUGCCGACCCCGGAGGAGUCUACUGGAAGCUCAUGGUACGGCUUCGUGGUCGCUAUCGUCACGUUGCUCGUUGCCGUUGGCGUUCUAGCAGCAAUAUACCUGUAUUACUACAGAGGAGGCAUGAGGAUCAAGAACCUUCUGAAGUCGAAGGUCCCCCCACCUGCGCCCGUACCCCCACCAAGACACAAGAGGGCGUCCCUCUCAAGAGAACAGCCGCCAGAACUGACGACGCCUAAAGUGGGAUGGAACGUAGACGGGCGUCCGUCAGAGUCAGGCUUUGAAACUGUAGAUUUAAGGGCUAAGUGAUAGACGUAAAGAGGCUAUAGAAUGUAAGCUGGAAACCUAAGCUGCCUUUACCUAGUGAUAUGAAGUCUUUUGACUGAUUUACGUAGAAAACAAUGUCGACGCUCAGUCGAAUGUUAGGUAAUUAUCGUACUGCUUAUUUAGGUUAUUAUUAAUUUUGUAAAAUAAAGUUAUUUAUGUUAAAUUAAAUGUUACGAUUGA